Paramormyrops kingsleyae is the source of this 3363-nucleotide messenger RNA. It is a transcript of the gene cysltr1, whose product is annotated as cysteinyl leukotriene receptor 1. Gene Ontology annotation, molecular function: leukotriene receptor activity. Gene Ontology annotation, cellular component: plasma membrane. NCBI's taxonomy places the organism in Eukaryota, Metazoa, Chordata, Actinopteri, Osteoglossiformes, Mormyridae. The record is from RefSeq and is a predicted model, not a curated record. Gene Ontology annotation, biological process: G protein-coupled receptor signaling pathway.
GUGGUAUAUUACGUGAACUCCGGAAUUUUUUUAUAUGGGCUUUGAAACAUGCAUCGCGACCUGUGGCGUAUUUGGAAACAUUUUCGUUUUGAAGUAGCCAGCGGCUGCAUUUGAUCGCGGGCGUUUCUACUUUUCUGCAACUGAGCAAGCGCCGUAAAUUUAAAGGCCAAUGCAUGCAGCCAUGGAUUCUGGAAACAGCACAUGUGAAUCAAUUGACGACUUCCGCAACAAGGUAUACUCAACGGUCUAUUCAAUUAUAACUGUCUUUGGCAUGGUGGGAAACGGCUUUGCCUUAUUCGUGCUGAUCCGGACCUCCGUCCAGCAGUCUGCAUUUCAUGUCUACAUGAUAAACCUGGCCGUAUCUGACCUGCUGUGUGUCACCACGCUACCUCUGCGUGUUUUGUACUACGUAAGCAAAGGCCAUUGGUACCUCGGAGACUUCCUGUGCCGCAUCAGCUCCUACGCCCUCUACGUCAACCUCUAUUGCAGCAUCUUCUUUAUGGUGGCUAUGAGCUUCACCCGCUUCCUGGCUAUCGUCUUCCCGGUGCAGAACCUUAAACUAGUCAACGAGCGCAAGGCUCGAUUCGUCUGUGCUGGCAUCUGGAUUUUCAUCUGUGUUGCCAGUUCACCCUUCCUCCUAAGUGGGACUUACACUGACCCAGCUACCAACAAGACCAAGUGCUUUGAGCCACCAGAGCAGAAAGGGGGAUUACAAAAGCUGAAGACACUCAACUAUAUUUCCUUAGUGGUGGGUUUUAUCAUUCCUUUCCUGGUUAUCCUCCUGUGUUACGUAGGGAUAAUCCGCGCGUUGCUAACCAGCUCCACAAGCAUGAAUAAGCAGAGGCAUACCCGCACCAAGGCUAUCCGCAUGAUUGUAAUCGUGAUGUUGGUCUUCCUGGUUAGCUUCAUGCCCUACCACAUCCAGCGUACUGUCCACCUGCACGUCAUGGGUCACAAGGACACCUCCUGUGAGGACAUAAUCUACAUGCAGAAGUCUGUGGUGGUCACCCUCUGCUUGGCUGCCUCCAACUCCUGCUUCGACCCCAUGCUCUACUUCUUCUCCGGGGAGAACUUCCGUCGCCGUGUCUCCACCUUUCGGAAAAACUCAGUCAGUGCCACGCAGCACCGCCACAGGAUGGCUUGCGAGCCUGAAGCUCUUGAGCAGGAGCAGGACAAGCUGCAGGCUUGCAAUGGCCCACAGGGAAACUAGCUAAGCAUCUCCAAGCUCUGGAGGUGAAUGGAAGAGAGAACAAAGGGGCUGUUCGUGUAGGAGGGCUGGGCCACGUGAAGAAUUUAUCCAUGCAGGUUUUUUUUUUUUUGGCAACUGUAGAAUAUGCUGGAACACUUUGAAAACUCUCGGGAGAGCUGAAGAGUAGAUGAUGAAGUAAUGACGAAGCACAUGAUGGUAGACAUUGUAGGCAGAAGGUAGAAAUACUGGUAGGAAAUGUGGUACGAUUUCAGUUCAAUCUGAAAAGCAGCGUCUCACUGAAGUCUUGAAAUUGUAGGAUCUCACACUUAGGGCAUAUAAAGCAGCUCUGGUCAGGCGCACAGUUAGCACCAGGAACGGAUGGGAUGGGUCCCCUUCGGAUUCAGAGUGACCUCGAUCCGUCCCCCCCACUUACAGGACGAAAAAACAGCAUCUGCCGUCUUUGCAUAAGGAAAAAAUAUCCUUGGUCCCCCCCAAUUCAAAAGUCCUAUUUGCCCCACUGACUCUGGUAUGUGGUUGUUUGAGGAACAGCAACUAACUCAGGAAAUUGACCUUAGGUUUGUUUAUGGUGUGGUCAUGUUAUCUCAAUAGUCAUUUGAUUAUCGUGAACAAGAACCUUUGUUGAAAGGUUUCCAGUUUUAAGGGUUAUAUGUUUGUUAGCAUUUCAGAUUCUUCUUUGACGUUUAGAUGAAGAUUGCAAACAUUAUUACCUUGUGUAAAUGUAUGCAUGUGUAUUUAUAAAUACACGGUGGAGUCAAUGUCAUGUAUUAAAAAUGUGUGUAUAUUAUUGUCAUAAAAUUAGAUAUAUUUAACAAGUGAAUAUGAAUGAGUGAUCACUUCAACCGUGUUCAAAAUUGUAACUUGUCCAAUUAUUAUGUGGGAUUGUGGGAGUCAUUUAUGAAAGUACUGUCUGUCCUGCACCUGGUCCUGCUGGUUUAGCCAGUGAUAUGAAGAGCAAUCAGAAAUGAAAAUACUUCAUAUGGAAGCUUGCAAAAUAUAGUAAAUGAAACUUCAAUGUUAUGUUUGUUGGCAUCAUUUGUAUUUAAUGUGGGCAAUUAGUAUCAAAUUCAGGUAACCUGAAUGUUUACACAGAUGUGUUAAAUUUAAGUCAAAGUACUCUGAUUUUGGUUGUCUGAAAAGCUGUAUAAUUUUUUAGAGAAUUUACUUGGUGUAUAGAAGGAUGACCUUAGUGACUUUUUUUCCUCUCCAGCAAUGUUAUAUGCUUACUUUUUUAUUCUGCUAAGCUUCCUGUUUCAUUUCUAAACUGGGAAUUGUCACUAAAGCAGCUGCACCUUGCCAGUAGUGACUCUGGGUUCACUUUUGUUGGAAGUUGAUAAGACACACAUGUGUCCGAGGUUUACACCUGCCGGGAUGCAAUCGGGAUGUAAUUCAAGAACUAAACAGCUGCGACAGGAAACACAGCGAGAGUACAGAUUUGGAUACGUGUGUGUGGUAAUUGCACAUGCUGUCCGGCUUCCCCACCUUCCAUCAAGAUAGGGGUAGUUAUUUUUACAAGGUGCUAUGUGCUUGUCUGGGUGGUAUUGUAGCUUUUUUGGUGUUUCUCAGCCUGGAUGUCGGGGAAUCCCAGACAAGAUGGACUGUCUGAGGGUCCCCGAAGACUGGCUUUGGUGUGUAUCACUGUUGCCUCAUACUUGUAGGGUCCAGGGUUUCAAUCCCAUCCCGCAGUCAAAAGACGUGCAGUUAGAUGAAUAGGUAUCACUAAGUGGUGUACAUGUGUGUGUACAAGUAUCCUGCAUAGGGCACACCCUGUAAUGCUGACCACGAUACGCUGUUACAAGAUGGAUGCUUUAUAAAUAAAUAAAAAGGUCAUAUCGACUCACUCAUCUUCAAAACAAUUUACAAAUAUACAAACAGAAUGACGACAUCCCAUCCAGGGUGAACCCCAGGCAUGUGCCCUGUGCUGCCUGGGGUAGCAGAUCAUAUGUAAAGACGAGCUUCCUUCUCGUAGUGUGCCCUUCUACAUGCCUUCACCUGUUUCACAACAGCUUUCAAAAUGAGGAACCAAAAUGCAAAGUUAUACACACUGAUGUUAUUUAGCUGCAGUAAUGUUUUUUUUUUUCAUUGAUUGUGUAUGAUUUGUACAAGAUUUUUUGAUCAGCAACUUGUGGCAUACCAAUAAAACUGCUUUGAAUGAA